AUGGCUUAUUAUUCAGAGAAACUAAAAGAAAUUAACGAAGAAGAAAGCGUCAACAGCAAUCAUAGCGAUAAUUAUCCGCAGGAUGAUGGCUUCAUGGCAACAGCAGAAGACGAAGAUAGUGAAGAUGACGAUUUAUUGAUAGAAGACGCCUCAUCCAUGUCUUCUUCGCCUAGUAUCCCUGAUGAAAAUAUCAAUUUUGAUCUCGUCUAUGCUCUACAUACUUUUGUAGCUACUGUAGACGGACAAGCAUCUGUUGUCAAAGGAGAUGCUUUGAUUUUAAUGGAAGAUACCAAUAUAUAUUGGUGGUUAGUAGAAGUUUUGAAAACACGAGAAGUAGGUUAUAUUCCUGCCGAAAAUAUCGAGACACCUUAUGAACGGUUGGCUCGAUUAAAUAAACAUCGAAAUGUUGAAAUUACAUCACCCUCAAUUCAUGAUACGGCUGCACAUGUCACUCCUGUUUCUCAUAAUCCUUCAACUAUGACACGUAGAGUCACUGUAAGUGAUGAAUCGAAAAUAUUUACUUACGAAGUGGAAUCCGAAAUUGACGAAGAUGCAGAAGAUGAGGAUGAAGAGGUAUAUGACGACAAUCAUUAUAACAAAGACGAGGAAGAAAUAGAUGCAGUGCAUCAAAGUCAGCAACAAGAGAAUAGAGAUGAUUCUACGUCAACAAUGGAAGAGGAAAUAUAUCUACAGCAACAACAACGUACUACUAAUGCAUCCUACAACAACAACAGCCCAUAUCAACAGCAACACUACCAGCAAUAUGAUUAUCAUGAGAUGAUGAUGGAUACUGUAGAAGAAGAGGAAGAGGUUGUCGUCUCAGACGGACUACAACCACAACAGUACUAUCAACAAACGUCUUCAUUACCAAAUGAUGCUCAUCAUGGACAGUGGGAGUCCUCUACUGAGAAUGCUUAUGAUCAUCAUCAACAGCAGCAGCAACCCAUAAGAAAGUCAACUUCCGCUUCCUCUUUAUCUGCAGCAACAGCAGACGACGAAAACAAAAGGAUGGAUUUAAGAGUAUUUGCGGGUAAUAUUGGCCAGGGGCCUUUGUUUCAUACGUUUACAAUUGCCAUGUCAACCACUGCUGAAGAAUUACUGGAGAUUGCAGCUAAUAAAUUUGGUGUAAUGAAUGAGGAAGAUACAGAAGACACAACCAUUGAAUUCUACAUAGCUGUACAAGGCAUGGAUGGAGCCGCUCAAGAUAAACCUUUAUCCAUCUUCAAAACAUUAACCGAUUCUUUAACGACACCAAUGCCUUCCACUACUCAUAUUCGUCGCAUAUCUCAGCAAUCCUUAUCUUCUGUUCAAUCACGCAAUAAAGGACGGCCAAGAUCAAGCAGUUUUAGCAAUUAUGAGCAGACUUCAUUUGAUGAAGACUCUGUCAUCCGCUUCUAUCUACAUCGUCGAAUUAAACGUGCCCACGAACGAGAAGGCCUGCUCUAUAUCAAAGUAUCUCUCUACCCAGAUGAUAAUACUGUCACGUCUACUUACACCAUGUCAGAAGAAGCUGCAGCCUAUAUACAAAAUCCAAUGAUCACUUCCAUGUACAAUUCUGAUAAAAAGAAAAAGAAGAAGAAGAACAACAGCAGUAGUACGAGAAAACAACAAAAGCAGCAACAAAGUAAUAGCGUGUCAUCGUCAACAAGAUCUGAAAUUGAUCGUAUAGACAAAAUUAUAUCUGUGCGUGAAGAGUAUCCUAUAGGAGUGGUGAUCAACCUUGCUUUGGAGAAGUUUCAUGUUCCUGAUGCCGAAGCAGAAGAUUAUUAUCCUGAUACGAAAGAACAUUUAAAAGCUUCAAGGCAACUUGCAAAAUAUAGAAUGUCAGUACGGAGUAAUACUGGCGGAGGACAAGAGAUCAACCUAAACCCUUAUGAGCUUAUGUCAAAUGUGCUUCAUCGGCAAAAAUCCUAUUCAUCCCCUAACCAGACAGGUCCAAUAACUAGUGAUUUACUAUUUGUCUUGCGCAAAGCUGGUUCUGUUUAUUACCAGCAACUUCAUCAUCAGCAGCAACAAAAACAAAAAAAUUCAUCAAAAAGCAAUGGUUCUACGACUUCAAUGAUGGCAGAAGAAGGCAGUCGAAGACCAAGCAUCCUUGAUAUUUUAAUGGAUGCAACUCCUCGAAUGGGCGAACGCCGUCCUAGUGCAAUGAGUGAUAUUUUGUUGCAAGAAGCAGCUUCUUCUUCAGCACGUUCACUUUUAUUGCAAACGGAGGAAAAUAGUACAGCUAAUAAUAACAGGAGGCCAUCCGGUUCUUCUUCGACAUCUUCUGCAGCACAAGCAGCAGUAAAUCAUUUAAUGGUUACUCAGGAACGCAAAUCAUCUCUAGUAAAUCAGCUACUGCAGCAUCAACAACAGCCGUCUUCUUCUUCCUCUUCUUCUUUCACAUCUUUUUCUCCUUCUUCUCAACCAGCAGGAACAACAACAACAACAACAAAAAAUUCUACUUUUGGUUUUACUCGAAGAACUUCUUCUGCGCAAUCUUCAUCCAUCACCAUAACUUCUUCAAUUGAAGACACAGCUAACUAUUAUCAUCACCCACCUACUUCACCAUCAGACUUGGAUAUCAUAGCUUCUGUAAGCAAUUCAUCGACCCUUAUGCGACACAUCAGCAAUGAUAAUGAAAAUAAAAAAAAGGAGAGUUUUAAGCAACAAUUAAAAAGAUUUGUAGGCUGGGGCUCCUCUUCCAAUAAGACAAACAGUAAUCAUCAACAUCUUCCAACGUUGAUGACAACUGCUCGUCAACAGCAACAACUGCACUCUGCGUCUUCUUUGUCCCCUCCCUCGGAUAUGGCAUUUGUAUCCGCACCUUCUUCACCCUUACCGCCCACUAUUAAUAUACCCCAUGAUAAUAAAACACGUCAAGCAAGUUUUAGUCACCUCACAACAUUAAGCACAAUGCCUGCUGCUUCUCAUAUCAUGUCUCGUAGACCUAGUGAGAUUGCCGCCAACGCUAUUAGUAAUAGUAGUAACAGUACUCACACUGAUCAUUCGGCGGCAGCUAUUGCAGCAGCUGUAGCAGUUAACUCAGCGAAUGGAAACAGAUUGUCUACUGUAUCUUCUAUGAGCUCUGCAACUACUACCACAUCCUCGGUAACCUCAGAAGAAAUUGCUCAAGCAAGAAGUAAAAGUUUGGAAGGCGUGGAAAAUGAUGAUGAUGACAUGGACGAAAUCGUCGGAACGAGCAAUGAGACGAAUUCUGCUACAAGUAAUGAACCAUUUACGCCCUUACCGACUAACGAUUCCAGUAUAACUACGAAUAAUGCACUUGUAGUCAAAGAUAAUACCGCUAAUUCGGAUUAUACCAUUUGGGCGAGUAGCCAACAGCAACAGGUAUUGGAUAGUAACGUAGAAGAAAGUCAAGCGCCUAUUCCACCUAGCAAAUCGCCCUCAGUCAUAAGCUCAUCUAAUACUGCAGUCAACUCUUCCAUUGUGACAAAGGCCUUACCACCUGUAACUCCUGCUAAAAAUCCCCUUAGAAAUAACAAUAAUCAGUCCGCUUCGACUAUAAUAUCCACUACUUCUAUUACUACAAAUAGUCCUGGUGCUGCAGCCCUGGAUUCUUCCUCUCAAUCCCUUGCAUCUACUGUGGCUACUGACACAACUGCUGCUGUCACUGCAAGAAGUAAACGUGGCUCUUCGAAUGCAAAUGAAUAUGAUGAGUUAUAUUUACUGGUAGCUCAUGGUGUUGACUUCUUGACUUCGAAAGAGCAGAGUAAUUGGGAAGAGGAUAACGGAUACGAUUUUCACCCUUGCAAUAGACCUCCAAGCUCCUUCUCUGUCCAUCAGCAACAACAGCAACAACAACAACCAGAGCAGAAAUGUACUGUUAGAGAUAAAGCAAGUGCUGCUAAAUCAUUAUUACUCGCUUCUGCACCUUCUGAAGCACAUCAACAGCAGUUACAACAGCAGUUACAACAACAGCAGCAACGGCAAGAUGAGCAACAACAGGAAACAAAUACACCUAUUUCUCCUCCUUUAACCCCUUCUUUAUUACAACAACAGCAUGAGGAAACGGAUAUUAGUGCUACAAAUAAGACAAGUAAUACGAAUAGUAACGGUAGCGUACAGCAAAAAGAAUCUCCUGAUGCCUUGGCGAAACGAAUUUUGGCUUCCAAGUCCGAAGCUCCAACCACACCAUUGUCACAACAACAACCGCAACAGAUGGGCAUGGAAACUAAUUCACAACAACCACAAUCCCAACAAAAGCAACACGUAUCACUUGAUGAUGAGGAAUUACAACGCAUUGUUGCUGCUCAUAUUGUGUUUUAA
This is a messenger RNA of Mycotypha africana, 4272 nucleotides long. RefSeq lists its product as uncharacterized. The transcript is spliced from 5 exons. Bases 1 to 4272 code for a protein of 1423 amino acids. Gene Ontology annotation, biological process: establishment or maintenance of actin cytoskeleton polarity. Gene Ontology annotation, molecular function: protein binding. The record is from RefSeq and is a predicted model, not a curated record. Lineage: Eukaryota; Fungi; Mucoromycota; Mucoromycetes; Mucorales; Mycotyphaceae. Gene Ontology annotation, cellular component: cell tip; microtubule cytoskeleton.